Molecule: messenger RNA, 420 nt
Organism: Anoplophora glabripennis (Asian longhorned beetle)
Lineage: Eukaryota; Metazoa; Arthropoda; Insecta; Coleoptera; Cerambycidae
Product: protein hunchback-like
Exons: 3
Coding region: 1-420 (139 amino acids)
Biological process (GO): regulation of transcription by RNA polymerase II
Cellular component (GO): nucleus
Molecular function (GO): DNA-binding transcription factor activity, RNA polymerase II-specific; RNA polymerase II transcription regulatory region sequence-specific DNA binding
Source: RefSeq, a predicted model, not a curated record
AUGAAGAAGGAUAUGAAACUGAAAGUUCAAAUGUACAAGUGUAACAACUGCAAUUACGAAACCAUAUACGAACAUGCUAUCGAACAGCAUCAACUACAACAUAAAGAUCUUUCACAGGUUCAAAUGUACAAGUGUAACGAAUGCAACUACGAAACUAAAUACAAGAAUGUUAUCGAACAGCAUCAACUGCAACAUAAAAAGCCCUCGCAUGUUCAAAUUUACGAAACUAACUACGAGUGUAUUAUGAAACAGCACCAACUGAAGCAUAAAGAUCCUUCGGAGGUUCAAAUAUACAAGUGUAACGAGUGCAAUUACCAAACUAAAUACAAGAGGAAUAUGAAACCACACCAACUGAAGCAUAAAACUAAAGACGGGAGCGGUAUUGGAUAUCUCUUGUUGAAACAGGAAGAGUCCUUAUAA